AUGGCUCCCGGCGUGGAGCUGGGUUUCGCGGCGGCGGCGGAGGGCCCGGGCGGCGCGUGGCGGCUGCGCAGCGCCCACUUCCCCAGCAAGGUCGGGGGGCGGCCGGCGUGGCUGGGCGAGGCCGGGCUGCCGGGCCCCGCCGCUCUGCGCUGCGGCCGCUGCCAGCGGCCCUGCGCCUUCCUGCUCCAGCUGUACGCGCCGCUGCCCGGCCGCCCCGACGCCUUCCACCGCACCCUGUUCGUGUUCGCCUGCCGCAGCCCCGCCUGCUACCGCCUGGCGGGCCCGGGCGGGCCUUUCCGCGCGUUCCGGAACCAGCUGCCGCGGCGGAACGACACGUACCCCGAGGAGCCGCCCCCCGAGGAGCCGCCCCCGGGCCGGCCCCCCCCGCCCCCGCGGCGGCUGGGCAGCGGCGCCGCGCUCUGCCGCGUCUGCGGCUGCCUCGGGCCGCGCUGCUGCGGGCGCUGCCGCCGCGCCGCCUACUGCGGGCCCGAGCACCAGGCGCUGGACUGGCGGCGCGGGCACCGCCGCUCCUGCGGGCAGCACGCCGCCGGAGAUGACUCGGCAGAUGCAAUUCCAGAGCAUAACGAAUUCCUUUUUCCAGAAUAUGAAAUUCUGAUAGAACCUGAGGAACCAGAAUUUCCUGCUGACAGCACUGACGAUGAACAAGGAGCUGAAGAUACCUCAAAGGACACAAAAGAGCAAGAGGAACUUGGAGCUGCAGGCAUUGCAGAUGAAGCAUUUCAGUCCUUAGAUGAAGAGACAUUGGAAGCAAUGGCAAAACAUGAGACUGAAGAAGAAAAGAUCUUCCGAAUGUUUAAAAAACAAGUAGCAGCUGAACCAGAGCAGAUUAUUAGAUACUGCAGAGGAGGAGAAGGUCCACUCUGGGUGUCAGGUGAAAACAGGCCUGAAGAAAAAGAUAUCCCAAAUUGUGUAUGUGGUGCCAAAAGGAUAUUUGAAUUCCAGAUUAUGCCACAGCUCCUGAAUCACCUUCAGGUUGACAGCCUUGGAGAGAGCAUCGACUGGGGAACGCUGGUGGUGUAUACUUGUGCUGACAGCUGCGGUGGGGGAAACGAAUACCUGGAAGAGUUCAUAUGGAAACAAGACUACUCCAUGGGCUGUACUUUAUGAAGUUGAGCCAUCCAGAUGAAAUAGUGGAUUUGUUUCACUGCAUCUCUGCACUGUGCAGAGAUAGUUGAAUUGAAGUCACUGAUAACUGUGCAUCUUGUAACAGUGAUAAAACUGCUGUAACUAGACCUUGACAGCCUCUCUUGCGCUCCAGAGGAGCACAACCUGGUAAUGAAGCCAGAUGCAUUCAUUCAGAAA
Molecule: messenger RNA, 1323 nt
Organism: Hirundo rustica (Barn swallow)
Lineage: Eukaryota; Metazoa; Chordata; Aves; Passeriformes; Hirundinidae
Gene: PDCD2
Product: programmed cell death 2
Cellular component (GO): nucleus; cytoplasm
Source: RefSeq, a predicted model, not a curated record